AUGGAGGACGGGAAGCCAGUCUGGGCGCCGCACCCCACCCAUGGGUUCCAACUGGGCCUGAUCGUGGACAUCGGAGCGGACGCGCUGACCAUCGAGCCGCUCAAUCAACGGGGAAAGACGUUCCUUGCCCCUUUGAGCCAAGUCUAUCCGGCAGAGGAGGACGUCAACAAACAUGUGGACGACAACUGUUCACUCAUGUACCUGAAUGAAGCCACACUCCUUCACAACGUUAAAGUCCGCUACAACAAAGACCACAUCUAUACUUUCGUUGCAAAUAUCUUGAUAGCCGUGAACCCGUAUUAUAACAUCCCCAGUCUGUACGGCCCAGAAGCCAUCAAGUCGUACAAGGGCAAGUCUCUGGGAACGCUGCCCCCCCACGUGUAUGCCAUAGCUGAUAAAGCAUACAGAGACAUGAAGGUUCUGAAGAUGAGCCAGUCCAUUAUCGUGUCUGGAGAGUCCGGAGCAGGAAAGACAGAAAACACCAAGUUUGUCCUCCGAUAUCUGACGACGACUUACGGGACUGGUCAAGACAUCGAUGAGAGGAUUGUAGAAGCAAAUCCCCUUCUGGAGGCUUUCGGGAAUGCCAAGACUGUUCGCAACAACAACAGCAGUCGGUUUGGAAAGUUUGUAGAGAUACACUUCAAUGAGAAGAAUGCUGUUGUCGGAGGGUUUGUCUCUCACUACCUGUUGGAGAAGUCCAGGAUCUGUGUUCAAAGCAACGAUGAGAGGAAUUAUCACAUCUUCUACAGACUUUGCGCCGGAGCCUCUGAGGACCUCAAGAAGAAACUGCACCUGGACUCACCGGACCACUUCAGGUAUCUGAACAGAGGUUGCUCCAGCUUUUUCGCCACCAAGGAUUCAGAUAAACACAUCCCACACCAUCGUAAAAGUCUUGAGCAUCUGAAGAGCGGAGCCUUGAAGGACCCGUUGCUGGACGACCUGGGAGACUUCAGCAGGAUGUGCGAAGCCAUGAAGAGGAUCGGCCUGAACGACAACGAGAAGCUGGACCUGUUUCGUGUGGUCGCCGGGGUUUUGCAUUUGGGCAAUAUUGACUUUGAGGAAACAGGGAGCAGCUCUGGUGGCUGUGUUCUGAAGAACCAGUCCAGUGAGUCUCUCCAGUCCUGCGCUGAGCUGCUGGGUCUGGACCAGGACGAUCUGAGGGUCAGUCUCACCACCAGGAUCAUGCUCACAACAACAGGGGGCGCCAAAGGGACAGUCAUCAAGGUCCCUCUGAAGGUGGAGCAGGCGAACCACGCCCGGGACGCUCUGGCCAAAGCCGUGUACAGCCGCCUGUUCGACCACGUGGUGCGGAGAGUGAACCGGUGCUUUCCCUUCGACACCUCCACAAACUUUAUCGGAGUCCUGGACAUUGCUGGUUUUGAGUAUUUUGAGCACAACAGCUUUGAACAAUUCUGCAUUAAUUACUGUAACGAGAAACUUCAGCAGUUUUUCAACGAGCGGAUUCUCAAAGAGGAGCAAGAGUUGUAUCAGAGAGAAGGACUGGGAGUGAGCGAGGUGCAUUAUGUUGACAACCAGGAUUGUAUCGACCUGGUGGAGGCGAGGCUGGUGGGGGUCCUGGACAUUCUGGACGAGGAGAACCGUCUUCCUCAGGCCAGUGACCAGCACUUUACUGUGGCGGUGCACAGUAAGCACAAGGACCACUUCAGGCUCACCGUUCCAAGAAAAUCAAAGUUGGCUAUUCACCGAAAUCUACGCGACGACGAAGGCUUCAUGAUCAGGCACUUUGCGGGGGCGGUCUGUUAUGAAACCAAACGCUUUGUGGAGAAGAACAACGACGCCCUGCACAUGUCCCUGGAGAGCCUGGUGUGCGAAUCCAAAGACUCCUUUGUCCGAGAACUUUUCGAGAAUUUCAACAGCGGCAAAGACGUCAAGCAGAAAUCUGGAAAACUCAGCUUCAUCAGCGUCGGAAACAAGUUCAAGACUCAGCUGAACCUGUUACUGGAAAAGCUCCGGAGCACAGGCUCCAGUUUCAUCCGUUGUGUGAAGCCCAAUCUAAAGAUGGUGAGCCACCAGUUUGAAGGAGCGCUGAUCCUGUCCCAGCUGCAGUGCUCUGGAAUGGUGUCGGUGCUGGAUCUGAUGCAGGGUGGUUUUCCAUCUCGCGCCCCUUUCCAUGAGCUCUACACCAUGUACAAACAGUAUCUGCCUGAAAAGCUGCAAAGACUCAACCCACGGCUCUUCUGCAAGGCCUUGUUUAAAGCUCUGGGAUUGAAUGAUGCCGAUUUCAAGUUCGGUCUGACCAGAGUCUUCUUCCGCCCAGGAAAGUUUGCAGAGUUUGACCAGAUCAUGAAGUCCGACCCGGAGCAUCUGGCCGAGCUGGUGAAGAAAGUCAAUAAGUGGCUCCUGUGCAGCCGCUGGAAGAAGGUCCAGUGGUGCAGUCUGUCUGUUAUCAAACUUCGCAACAAAAUGAGCUACAGAGCCAUAGCCUGCAUCAAAAUCCAGAAGAGCGUUCGCAUGUGGCUGUGCAGGAGGAAACACAAACCACGUGUGGACGGGAUGGUACAGGUGCGCAAUCUGAAGAAACACAUGGAGCAUCUGACCAAAGUGGUGGACGGGCUGAAGGAGGGCAAAGAAGAGGUGGCCAAGAAAGUACACGAACUUGCAACUGCCAUAGACCAGCUGAUGGCCAAGAUCAAGGCCACAGUGAUGAGCUGGAAGGAGAUCGACGCCGAGUACCAGGCCUUGGUGCGGCGCUCGGAGCAGCUGCUGGGCUCCAUGCAGAAGAAGAAGCAGGAACAGGAGGAGAGUGAACGGCUGAAGCACAUCGAGGACGAGAUGGAGAAGGAGAGGAAGAGCAGAGAGAAGGACGAGCAGCGCCGCCUACAGGAGGAAGAGGAGCGCAGACUCAAAGCAGAGAUGGAGCUGAAGAGAAAGCAAGAAGAGGAAGAUCGAAAGAAACGAGAGAAGGAGGACCAUGUCAUGCAGGCGGAGAUGGAGGUACAGUUGGCUCAGGAGCGGGAGGAGCAGGUCCAGCAGGCGACCAUCUUGGAGCAGGAGAGGAGAGACCGUGAGUUGGCCAUGAGAAUCGCCCAGAGCGAAGCCGAGCUCAUCACCGAAGAGGGCCAGCUGGACGCGAGUCUCCGCAGGGGGGCUCAGGUGCAGGCGACCAAAGCUGCUGCUGGAGUGAAAAAGCACGACCUGAGCAAGUGGAAGUACGCCGAGCUCCGGGACGUUAUCAAUACUUCAUGUGACAUUGAGUUGCUGGCUUCGUGCAGAGAGGAGUUCCAUCGGCGUCUGAAGGUGUACCACGCCUGGAAAGCCAAAAACAAGAAACGCACAGAUGACGACAGCAACCAGAGAGCUCCAAAGUCCAUCACAGACUAUGCCGAACAGAACCCAGCACCUCCUCCGCAGCAGCAGGAGGUGGCCAUGAACCGUCAGCAGAGGUACUUCCGGAUCCCCUUCAUCCGGCCCGCGGACCAGUACAAGGACCCGCAGAACAAGAAGAAGGGCUGGUGGUACGCACAUUUCGACGGGCCCUGGAUCGCACGCCAGGUGGAGCUGCACCCUGACAAGAGACCCAUCGUCCUGGUGGCCGGCAAAGACGAUAUGGAGAUGUGUGAGCUGAGCCUGGAGGAGACUGGUCUGACCCGGAAGAGAGGAGCCGAGAUCUUGCCGCGACAGUUCGAGGAGAUCUGGGAGCGCUGUGACGGCAUCCAGUAUCUGAAGAAGGCCAUCGAGAACAAACAGGCGCGGCCCACGUACGCCACCGCCAUGCUGCAGAGUCUGCUCAAAUGA
Knipowitschia caucasica is the source of this 3756-nucleotide messenger RNA. Lineage: Eukaryota; Metazoa; Chordata; Actinopteri; Gobiiformes; Gobiidae. The record is from the annotation of a GenBank genome assembly.